Molecule: messenger RNA, 2106 nt
Organism: Alosa alosa (allis shad)
Lineage: Eukaryota; Metazoa; Chordata; Actinopteri; Clupeiformes; Clupeidae
Gene: cirbpa
Product: cold inducible RNA binding protein a
Exons: 7
Coding region: 122-727 (201 amino acids)
Biological process (GO): positive regulation of mRNA splicing, via spliceosome
Cellular component (GO): spliceosomal complex
Molecular function (GO): RNA binding
Source: RefSeq, a predicted model, not a curated record
ACAAAAACCGCCUUGUCUGCCUGCGCCCUCGACGUCAUUCAUUUCACCACGAACCCCGGAUUCAGGCGGACAUCACGAAGAACAUCCCUUGCUCUCAGCAAACGAGGUGUAGACCAGCGCCAUGUCUGACGAGGGGAAGCUGUUUGUCGGUGGACUUAGCUUCGACACAACGGAGCAGUCCCUUGAAGAGGCUUUCUCUAAGUACGGGGUUAUCUCAAACGUUCACGUUGCCAGAAAUCGGGAAACCCAGAAAUCGCGUGGUUUCGGUUUCGUCACAUUCGAGAACCCGGAUGAUGCGAAAGACGCCUUGGAGGGAAUGAAUGGAAAGUCUGUCGAUGGCAGAACGAUCCGCGUGGAUGAAGCUGGGAAGCCCGGUGGUGGACGCUCAGGCGGUGGCGGCGGCGGUUACCGUGGUGGCGGAGGCGGCGGUGGAUUCUUCCGUGGAGGUCGUGGCAGAGGUGGGCCACGAGGUGGCGGAGGAUACGGAGGUGGUGGUGACCGUGGAUACGGUGGCGGUGGAGACCGUGGUUAUCGUGGCGGCGGCGGUGGUGGUGACCGUAGCUACAGCAGAGGUGGUGGCAGCGGCGGUUACUCCAGCCGGAGUGGGGGCUACUCCUCAGGGGGAAGUGGUAGCUACAGCCGGGACAGGGACCAGUCUGGCGGCUAUGGUGACAGGUCUGGGGGCUCGUACCGAGAAGGCUAUGACCGCUACGCUUCGUUCGACUAAAUAUCAGCCUGCUCCCUCUUUGCCCUGAGAUCAACACCUCACAAAGAUGCCCACCGCAAGAAAACCCAAAUUGGUCAAGUUAUCUCUUUCUUGUUUUCUUGGCGAUUUGCAAAUCGCGUUUUCCUAUGUUGAAUUUUACUUACUUGCGUGCAUCUUUGUUUUGUGGGGGGGGAACACGAAAAAAAAGGGGGAUGUUAAGUUUCUGACAAGACCGUCAGAACAAGUUAAAAGCAAAUCUGCCUCGUUGGCAUCACACUCAUUUGCAGCAGAAUCUUGGUCCUUCAUUCAGUAAAAUCAGGCAGCCUCGUUUGUGAACCAAAAGAAACGAAUUGACCUUUUUUAUAUUUGAUUUGUCAUAGUGAAAGGUGACGUCCUGCUAUUUUAGGACCCAACCAAUCCUAACAGUUUGCUCCGUUGUAGUUCUCUUGGUCUCUGAGAUAUCUGAACAUAAUGUCCCAUUUCCUUAAGAUGACCUAACUUUUUUAUAUGUAUUGUAAAGGCUACUUUCUACGUCCAUGUGAAGAGUAAAGUUACGCAUAAGCAGUCACUUUGACACUUUUUUUCUUUGUUUUGAAGGAUUCUCCAAUAGGAAUAUCGGCAUUUUUAUAGCCCGGCCCACCGCUCUUAAGUGAUGUUUUUAAAGAACAGAGACAUAUCUCCCACACAGGCAUCCGAUAGACCAAACUAAAUUGUCACUGUCUAUUUUUGGCUAAGACGCCAUAUUUAACACACCAGGUUCCAUGCAGUUUUUCAUGAAGCGCUUGUCAACCCUGAAAAGAGGUAUUGGUGUGAGGUGAUGUAACGUUGGGUUUAGGGAGGGGUUGCCCAUGAUCAGUUUCCAAAGCAUGGCUUCCUUUCAGACUGGUGAAGUGCCCUGCUUCUACUACUGAGGCCAGAACCUGCCCACUUCUGGCCCAGCCCUGGCCCACUACAGGCCCAGACUCAGCCCUGCCCUCCACGGCUCAUUACCCCUCUCCAGUCAGUCUGAGGUAUCAGAGACCCCUGCUCCUCCAAACCAACAGCUUCUCUCUUUCUUUUUUUUUAAAUUUACUGUAAACUAUGGACUUGACACAAACUCUUAAAGGAAACAAAAAAGAACCACCACAACAACAAAUAAACAAAAAAGAUUUAAUGGAAAUGGAUAACUUGAUAAAUCACUGUCGGGGGAGAUUUAAAAAAAAAAAAAAAAAAAAAACACUUCAUAUGUGCAACUGUCCUCACUCAGCAUAGAGGGGAGAUAACGUUACUGUGCUCUCUGUGUUCUGUUCUCUCUGUACCAACUCCUAUUUGAUAUUCCUCAGUUCUUUUGUUGUUGGGUUUUUUUUUGUGUGUUCAUUUUUGGCUUCAUGGAGCCCAUUAAACGAUGGAUUUGUUGAAAA